AUGCCUUAUAACACCACUGCUAUUCCUCCUCGGAAGGAGCCUACAGGCCAGAAUCAGCUCCCUCUCUCUAGAGUUAAAAAGAUCAUCGCACAAGACCCAGAUAUCGGUCUGUGCUCUAACAAUGCAGCCUUCGUGAUAACUCUCGCUGCCGAAAUGUUUGUUCAGCAUCUUGCGGAAGAAUCACAUACCCAAGCCAAGCUAGACCGCAAACCUCGUCGAAACAUCCAAUACAAGGAUGUCGCAAGCGCUGUUGCACACCAUGACAACCUCGAGUUUCUUGAAGACGUGGUACCAAAGACUGUUCCCUACAAGAACAUCAAGGCCAAGGCCAAGGCCACGCAGGCACGUCUCCAAGGUGACAAUACCAACCAGAAGCUCGAGUUUCCCCUAGCCAACGGCGUUGGCAAGCCUCUUGUGAACGGCAACUCCAUAGCUCAUCAUGAUAGACAGGAUGACCCGAACUCGCAGUUGGAGUUGGAGUUCAGACAGGCUUCUGGUGCGAAUCGAGAUGGAGACGUAGCAAUGACUGGCUAG
Molecule: messenger RNA, 534 nt
Organism: Fusarium proliferatum ET1
Lineage: Eukaryota; Fungi; Ascomycota; Sordariomycetes; Hypocreales; Nectriaceae
Exons: 4
Coding region: 1-534 (177 amino acids)
Cellular component (GO): nucleus; CHRAC
Molecular function (GO): protein heterodimerization activity
Source: RefSeq, a predicted model, not a curated record